Messenger RNA from Cherax quadricarinatus, 3405 nucleotides. The record is from RefSeq and is a predicted model, not a curated record. NCBI's taxonomy places the organism in Eukaryota, Metazoa, Arthropoda, Malacostraca, Decapoda, Parastacidae.
GACAGCAGGGGCAGGGUGAAGUGGUGAAAGGCUAGAGAAACUUGUGGGUGGUGGCUGGGGCUGGCCUUGAGUUGGCUGGACGUGUACUGGACCUGGUUCUUGACAUUAGUUUUCUUGGCCUGAAAUCAAUUUCACUUAAACUGCAUCUCAUCCAGGCUGAAGUGCAGAUGUAAUAGGAAGUGGCAUUCUGUCACUGCAGAGUGCUUAACAAGGUUCAGUACUAGUGCCACUUCCCUUGAAACUUCAGAACCUCUUCAGGCUUAAGAUCAUCUGCACAGUAGAUUCCUUUAACUUCUAGUCCAUCACCUUUGCCAACAUUUCAAAUUAUCCCAGAAUGGAGGAAGGAGCUACAGGUGGUAUGGAAUGUGAGGAGGAGGAGCAGAACAAGGACGCAAUUAACCUGCGUCAGUGUAUCAGCCAGGCUCUCAAGACCUCAGUUAGAGAUGCGCUGGCGCUCCUCUAUCGUGAAAGAUUCCCCAUGGCACACCCUAACACACGGCCUUAUGAUGUACUCAACGCUCGGCUGGCUCGUACACUGCUCAAGCGUAAUCCUCAAAUGAGUGAGAGGAUCAAGGAGAACAUUGUGGACAAGCUGGACGUGUCAGCCCUUGGCAUUUUGCUGCGUUAUGGAUGUGGGCUGUCAACCAAUGAUAAGAUGUGGAAAAAUCCCUUUAGUUUAGAAGGACCAACCUCUGACUCUGUAUUGAAGCUGAGCAUGUGGGCAGCUCUAGGUCUGACCACCACCUCUAGAGGACUAAUUUUUGUUACCUAUAAAGGCAUCACAUUUAUAGGGAAUAUUCAGAAGCUGCGUGAUCUACGGAAUGAGGAUGCUCACUGGACACAAACGACCUGCUCUAAAGAUGAUCUAGAGACCACCUGGAUGCAGCUGGUUGAGGCUGUAAGAAACGUCCUCCACCUGGGUGGCCUUACCAAACAUCAGCCCAAAAUCAUGCAACAACUGAAAGACAUUAUUCACUCAUCCGUGAUGUACCUACAAAGUGAUGAUGAAAUGGAUGGUAGCAACAUGCUGAGAACUUGCUCAUCAGAUGAAAAUUACUUCAGGAGAGACUGGGACAGACCUCCAGAAGAAGUGUUCAAAGCCCUCUUGUGUGACAAACGAGCCCCAUUGACAAAAUUGUCCUUUACUAAAUUGUGCGAGGAGAAGCCUGUGGUGGUGACGGCCCACGGCUUCAGUCGCUCAAGCGCCUUUGACUUUGCUACUAAACUCUUCAAAGCACAAGGUAAAGACGACGUAAAGGAGUUCUUCAAUGCUGCCUCACCAUAUGAGGAACUGAUAGCUAUUCCACAGCUCUUGUGCUGGUCUUCCUUGUUUUGGAUGAAGGAAGGCAAUGAUUGUUUCUUAACUAGAGGAAAAGUUUUUGCCAAAAUAACAGAUUUUCUUUUAAGAAAACUAUGUCACAUCAAUGGCAAAAGAAUCAUUGCUGGAGCAUUGCCAAAAGAAGGUCAGCGUUGGCUGAGUGUUGUGGCUCGUGUGGCCUUUACACAAGCCAAGAAUAACCAUACAUCCCUUAGUGAAAGUUCCAGUGAUAUUCAAAAACUGAUAGAAAGUGCCAAGCAGCUCAAAUUUCGUCCAUUUGAGGCACUUUCUUCUCUCAUGCAAUGUGAUAGUUACAUGACAGAAAAAGGAGAAUACAAUGUUUUUCAGUUUGUUCAUAACUCUCAUGCCAACUUUCUUGCAGCAUACAACAUUUCAGAAACUCUUCGGAACAGCAGAACUGGAACACUGACAAGUCUUUUUCAGGAUUUCCAGGAGGAUAGAAAGAAAUCUAUUAUUUUAUUUCUUGCAAGCCUUCUGUUUAACAGGGACGAAAACGUCAAUACCCUGAUGAUAAAAGAUAUAGCAAAACUAUCCCAGGCAUAUGUAAACUUUUAUGAUAUUAAUUUCCUUCUGGAACUCAUAGAGGAGAGUAGCUACAACACUGCUCUCAUUAAGGCUCUGGCCAAAGAAAUGUUUGGAGGCCCAAGUGCCACUUCAACUGGGCUUCCAACAGCUUCAAGUACAACAGCCAAAUACUUGUUUAAUGGUCAACUGUGGCUACGACCAAAGGAACUUCGACAUACUAAAGCGCUGCGUUUGUUUCUUUCACAAGCAAAACCACAGAGACUCCUCCUUCGGCUGUGUGAAGGUCCACAUGCAGAUAAAGAGAUUCUAGUACGUGGCCACCAGGUACUGGAGGGGGAUGCUGUAGCAGCGAUGAACUUAGUAAACAAAGCCUAUGGUGAUGCUGUUCUUCCAGAUCUGAGGGUGACUGAUGUGACCAUAUCUUCCUCUCUGUCAUGGCCCAAAAAUCUUUGGUGGUUAUCACUAGACAGGUGUCAUAUAAAGGCUGACUUUCAUCUUCCUUCUGGAUUACUUAAGCUGUCACUGUUAGAAUGCACUGGUUUGGAAUACAUUACUUUUCCCUCCAGUUUUUUAAACACAUACUUUCAAAGCAUGAGUCUUGACAAGCCACAUUUACCUGUAACUGUUAAGACUAUUGUAAUAGAAUCUUGUGAAUUCAAGAACCUGGCAUUUAUCCCACCAGGAGUAAAACGUUUAAAAAUUUACUCUUAUGCAGUGACAGGAGACCUGGUUUUCCCUGAUUCCCUAGAACACUUGAUGAUAUCGGGCAUUACAAAGCCUUAUUGGUUCGUAUGCGAGGUUAUAGAGUACAGCAGCAGAUUUAUGCACAAACUGAGAGAUGCCUUAUCUAUCUUACCACAUCUGCAAAGUCUCAGUAUCACCAACAUUGCCCUGACGCCUGAAGCCUUUAUUUGUUUCCUCCUAGACCACCAAGAGAAAAACCCAAGAGUGCAGCUGCUGGUAGAGAGCUUGUGUGAGCUGGAGGAAGACAGUAGUAUGCAUGAUAUCAUCAUGUCGACUAUCAUGGCCUCACGCCUCCCAGUAACAGUCAAGUUUGGGGACACAGUUGUUGUUGACAACAUCGUUAGUUAGUUUAAUAUCUUCAUUAUGCACCCCAUACCCAUCCUCUGGGCUGUAGCCAAAAGAUUACAGAGGUACAUAAUGACUCCAGGGUUUGAUAGCUGAACAAGGUACAAAGGUAAUGAACUUCAGGUAGAUCUGGUCACAAUCAUGACAAGUUACAAAGGUGUUUACAGAUUACAGUGGUACAUAAUGGGUCCAGGGACUGGGCUGAACAAGGUACAAAGGUAAUGAAUCAUGUAAAUAAAUUUUCUUACGUUUAUACAUGGCUAUAAUCAUGAACGAAAUAUAAAGUAAUGAGCAAUACACAAAUCCACACCCGGUCACAACUGUAAUGAGUUAUUAGUGCAAAUAUUAAUUGUUGGGUCACACACACACACACACACAAAUAGGUGAGUACUCACACACGAGCAUACAUAAACCAUACCCCCGGCCGGGAUUGAACCCGCGGUCAUAGAGUC